UUAUUGCUUGGGUGUGAUUUUCUUAUUGAUGGGCAAUUUUUUUUGAGGUACCUAUUUUAUUGUUAAAACUGGAAGAUAUAGAAAACAUUAUCCUGAACGUUCUAUUGAAAACUAAAGAUCAGAACAUGUUCAAAUAUUCAUGCAACUUAUUCUAUUUCCUUUAAUGACAGUUUAUAGAAAUCAUUAAAAUUUGUCAAUAUUGCACAAUCAAUUUCAUCCUUACAUCACAAUACAAGCAUCUCAAAGGAAUUUCAAAAUAAUCAAAAAUGUCUGUUAAAGUGAAGAAAGAACUUCCAUCAUGCAAGGUUGCCAUCGAACCACUUCCAAAUUUAGAUCUACGAUGUUUCUUAAAUAAACGAAAAAACACUACACUUGAAAACAAUAAUGUUUUUGGAAAUACUACUCCAACGGCUGAGAUUGAAAGCUCUUUUGUCCCAGACAUUGUCAGUGAUAUCAAAGAAACUGAUACUCCAAACGCACCAAAUGAAAUUGCUACAAAUGAAUUUGAUACUUUUUCUUGUGACCUUUCCACAGAAGCGCAACUACUUGGUGAGACAGAUGACAUUUCUGUAACCAGCCAUAACAUCAAUGAAGAUGCAUUAUUAUAUGGUGAUAAGAGCAACCAGGGAGUGAAUGAUGAUUUUAAACAAACAAGUGAUUUUCACCCAAUAAAUACAAAUAAUGAUUUUGAGCCAAUAAAUUCAAACAAUAGUUACGAUCCAAUAGAAAGGAACGAUAGUUUUCAACCAAUAAAUAUAAACAACACUUUUGAACCUAUAACUACAAGCAAUGAUUUUGAACCAAUUGAUAAAAACGACCAAAAUAAUAACAGCAUGUUUAAUGGGGAUAUAGAUACUAGUUGUAACUUUGAUUUGGUGUCACUUGCAGCAUUUGAUGACGAGUUUAAUGAAGACGAUAUUCAGUCUACUGAUGCUAAAACUACAAACACCCAAGUCAAUACUAGUUCCACAAAACCUCCAGAAAAUCUGUCAACUGGCUUAAAAAGAAAAAAUGAAGAUCUUACCGAGCCAUACAGUAAAGUUAAUAACUGGAAGGAUAGAUAUUCUGAUCAAUUUAAAGCGCCUCUUCCCAGAGAUAAAAUACCAAGUCUGUUAACCCAACCCAUCGCUAAUUUAGAGUUGCUUAAAAUAAUAAAUCAAUCUUUUAUAUUGCCAACCCCUCCAGUGAAUCCCAUCAUCGCAUCAAUCCCCUUGCUUAAUCAAACGAGACAAAGAAAUUAUAAAAAUAACACACAUAUUGGGCAGCGACAAGCUUUUGUUAAACCGAUGUGCAUAGAUAAAAUUCCUAAGUUAAAUGUUAGAAAUGAUUAUAAUCGGAAGCGUGAUAAUACCGUCCCUGCUGGAAUUUGUCAAUCGUUUUGGUAUUUGGGAGUUUGCAAUAAUCCUAAGCCAUGUCAGAUGAAACACGAACGCAAAAACUCAAAUGCUAAUAAGCUUGCGUAUAAGCAAAAUGACCAAUACAGACAUAGUGACCAUGAAGCCAAAAAUAAGGGAGCAGGAAGUCCAACUAAACACAUCUCUGCACCAUUUGAUUGUCCUAAAGGUUAUUGCUUUGAGUAUUGGCAGCUUGGUCGUUGUAGUAAAAAGAAGUGCAGUUAUAAUCACAUGAAACGAGGUGUUAAUGCUGGAGUCAAACCUUUCUCAGUAGUGAACAAUUCACAUCAGACUCAUGCAGCAGAACAGAAUAAAGGAAGAAAGGUGUCGGAAAGCAAUGGUGGAUUGAGGCCUUCAGUUACACCUCUUCACCAGUUUAAUAACAGAAAUGCAAAUGAACUGCUUGAAGAGCUGCAGUACCUUACGAACAUCGAUCGAGCAUGGUUGAUUAUUCAACAGAUCAGGGACCGUACGUCAGGCAAUUCACCGUCUUACCAAAAGAUAGAUGAAAGUAAAUUUCGGCAUGGAAUCGAACAUACCUUAUUGUGCAUAAAAGAAAACACCAAUCAUGAUAAUGCUGAGAUUGCAACACAACUGGUGGAGAUGAAACGUGCAAUGCUAAAACUAAAAUGGGAAGAUUUGUUUGUUCACGCACAAGUACUGGCAAAUGUUGGACGUAUAAAUAAUGCUGUUGAUGUGUUGCAAGAACUGCUAACAACUUUUGAUCGUAACAGAAUUGAUAGCAACGAUAUGGAAAAAUUAUUAUUCUUAUGUACAGACAAGAGAGGAUUUGUUUUGAAGAUAUGGGAUUAUGUCAAAAACUAUUUUGUUAAUUCGGAAAGAUUGUUGGAUAAAUUUUUCGUUGAAAUCGAGAUAUCUGUGUUAAGUCCAAAAAUAAAAGCUGAAACAUUAACAUGUAUAUGUAAGAAAUUAAUUGAUGGAAGUUUGGUGCUAUCCAACGAUGCAAGAAAAACGUUUUUGAAAUUGUUCACACCAUGUUGUAACAUUGGCCAACUGACUGAACUGCUGAAUGCAUGGGUUGACUUCAAUGUUGUGCCAGUGAUCACUUUAGAGAAACUUUUGCUUUCCAUACAAACGAAUACAAAUGUUGUUGCAGCGAUUUCACUUCUGGAAAGAAUGCCAUUAUCUCUUUGCUCAUCUUCCUCUCAAUCAUUUAAUGAAGCAGUGGUCAGUCUCUGCAAAAAUGGUGGACAAUGUUUUGAUGUAGUAGAGAAGAUUUAUCUUUUGAUGCGCAAGGCUUCGAUUCAACUAACGGAGGAGAGCAUACUUCGUGUAUUGAACAUGGUAUGUGCUAACAAGAAAUACGAUCUAUUUGUGACUCGUUAUAAUGAGAUAACAGAACAGGGUAUUGUACCGGCUGAUUUAACCAUACCAGACUGGUUUGCUUCAACUCUUGCAGACGCCCUUGAAACUGGACCAGACAAAGUUCAUCACAAAAUGGUGUUAUGUCUUCUUUCAACGAAGAUCCCGCCUGAAGAAAGAAGAAUCAGUCAAGUUUUAAAUCUUUUAAUUGCAAAAAGAAGAUUUCCCGACAUUUUAGAUUUAGUAAAAAAGUGUUUAGAUCGAAGUUAUAUGUUGUCUCAGAAGGAAUUGCGACGGGUUGUACUUAUACUAGAAGAAUGGACCGCAAACACGGAGGCUUCUAUAUUUGUGUACACCAAAAUGCGCGAGAUAUAUCCGCGACCUGAACACCAAUGUGUUUGUGGAAAAAAAGUGAACACUUCUUACUUGCGAAGCAAGUUUCAAUUUUCUGAGACGUUUCAAAAAUCUUGUGAUGACGACAGAUCUAGCGCAGAUUCUAAUAGUAGUGUGUUCAAUCAAGAGCAAGUUCUAGCAACAGCGCAUCGCGAACUAUUGAGAAUAUCCGCUGAACUUAAUGAAAAUGGCGAAGAUAGCUCCAAGUUCAAGGAGUUAUAUAUGGAAGCGGUGUCAAUGGAUGCAGCAAAUAACAACAUCGUUUUAAAUGGUUUAUUUCUCGGUCUAACUAACAAUGAACGACCUGGAUAUAAGUUUAAUAUAUUUAUUAGAUUGCUUAUGCAAACAUAUACCAACGCAGGAAAUGAUAUUGAGCUACCCGAAGAUGUAUCUUUGGCAUCAGGCCGUCUUGCAGUUCGUGUAAUUAGGUACUUACACAAUCGAGAGAGUUUUUCCGAAGCAUACACAAUACUGCAUACCUGUCAUGAACAUUUGAUAUCAUAUUCGCACAGCGGUGGGCAGUUUGGAACCAUGAUGGAAACUAACGAAGACAUGAGUGUAUGUUCGAUCGCGAAUUUAUGCUCUGAUGUUUGUAUCCGUAACAACAAAAUUGACAGUGGAUAUCAUGUUUUAAAACAUUGUCAGUACGGAGUUCCAGAGAGUGGGGAACUUGACGAAAACGAACUUUCUGAGCGAAAUAACCGCGCGGGCCGUUUAAUCGAAGGUUUGCUGCAAAUUCGAAUGGCAGUCGAAGCUUGGGAUACAUUUUUAAAUGUGCAUGCAACCAUGUCGAUUCCUGUAAAGACAAAGCUCAUAAACGAGGUGUGUACUAGCUUCUGCGAAUUAAACUUACCAGAAGAAGCACUCAAAGUGUCUAGCGAGAUAAACAAGUUAAAACUCGAUGUCCACAGACGGACAGUGAAAGCUUACGUGAAUUGUUUAGCGUUAAACGAUCAUAAUCCUGAAGCACUCGAAAUGUUUCACAAAGGCAUAGCUAUUAAGGCUUAUGGACACACCUACGACAAAGAUCGGCCGUACCAAAUUUUAUUGUCAACUGACUUGAGCCGUGUAGAAAUCCGGUUGCUUGUCGAGCAACAUUUUAAAGACCUUCGCAUGGAUCCCGCCUACGAAGAGCUACUCGCUAAGAGCAUCGACAUGAUGGAUUCAUUCAGCCCGUUUGAAUUUACCGUGGUACCUUCGCAUGAUCAGGAUUUAGUCGAGUUUAAAGCAAGUAAAGAGAGAACUUAUCAGGACCUGAUUGCUUUUGCUGCUGAAUUAACUCCACCGUUGGAAAUUAUUGAAAAAAGUGAACAGCGAAUCGUUGUUUCUCACGCCAGUGUUUAUCGAUGGACAUCGCAUCAAUCCCUACCUAGCAACGAUCACCCCCCUUCGCUGGCACCGCCGGUUAAAAAGAAGCGAACAAUUGCUGUACCAGAUGCUCCCUUGUAUGACGUGGCAUGCUUCAGUAACAUGACAAUGACGAUAUGUCCGACACCGAAACCAUUUGAUAUGACAGAAGAAAGCGCAAGUGUAACUGAUUUACCUGUUAUUGUUAAUGUUCCUACAAAAAGAAACGUUCUAAUUAAGGAUUAUCCAGACACUGAAAAUGAAGUGGAAGCAGAAAAAUACAUCAGAAAGACGAUAUGUGCCGAACUGACAGCUUUUAUGAAGAAAGGGAUUAUUCAAAAAGAGCAUUUUGUGCCGAUCGCGAAGAAGCUACACAAAUCUUUUCUGGCUACGAUGGAAGGCCGUGGUCCAAUUUUCUUUGAUAAAAGUAUUAGUUUGGAAGCGUCAAAAUUUGUUGUCAGCAACUUUAAAAACUUUUUAAAUGAGCCGCUUAUCAAGUGAUUUUUAAACCAUAUUUUAUAGAUUAUAGGUUAUAUAUAUUUGUAUUUAUUUUUUGCUUUUUAUGAGACUUGUUUACCUUUUUAAUGAGACGACAAAAACGUCAAUGUUUUGGUACAUUUUCCUCUUGCUUACGGUUAUUUUUCUUUAAUUUUUAUACAAACCUAUUAUCAAUUUCUACGUAAUUCUUGACAGGUUGCAGAAUGCAUGUAGAAUGACGAAGAUUUUACCUGUGUAUUAGAAUACUCACGUAAAAACAAACUCUGGUGUUUUUUAAGUGUUUUUUUUACCGUGUACAUAGAAAAGUACUGAAGAAAACAAAAGUGACGAUUUUUAUCGAAAAAUACUCGUGUGCAAACUUGAUAUUCUCUUGUUCCCAAAUUGUUUUUUGAUUUCUUGUAUUUCUAGUACCGAUUUAUUUUGACGUAAUAUUUACGCAAACGGUAUUGGUAAUAUUGUCCACCUUCAUUCCCAGGGCAUCAAGCCUUUAUAAUACACUUGGCAGCCGCCUCUUGACAAUGGCUCUAGGCAAGAAACCUUGGGGAUGAAGAUAAUUGUUGUUUUUUUUAACCAACGCGUCUGUUUCGAAAGGUGCAUCUGUAAAAAUAUUUUGGCUAACAAAUUAUUUUUCGCAA
This is a messenger RNA of Hydractinia symbiolongicarpus, 5590 nucleotides long. RefSeq lists its product as uncharacterized. NCBI's taxonomy places the organism in Eukaryota, Metazoa, Cnidaria, Hydrozoa, Anthoathecata, Hydractiniidae. Gene Ontology annotation, molecular function: protein binding. The record is from RefSeq and is a predicted model, not a curated record. The transcript has 25 exons. Bases 267 to 4958 code for a protein of 1563 amino acids.